Molecule: messenger RNA, 2363 nt
Organism: Molossus molossus (Pallas's mastiff bat)
Lineage: Eukaryota; Metazoa; Chordata; Mammalia; Chiroptera; Molossidae
Gene: SNRNP25
Product: small nuclear ribonucleoprotein U11/U12 subunit 25
Exons: 5
Coding region: 113-484 (123 amino acids)
Biological process (GO): mRNA splicing, via spliceosome
Cellular component (GO): U12-type spliceosomal complex
Source: RefSeq, a predicted model, not a curated record
CGCGGACGCGGAGGCGGCGGCCACACGACCGGAGGCGCCUGAGAACGAUGAGGACGAAGAGGAAGCGCUGCCGCACUCCGAGGCGGUGGACGUGUUCCAGGAGGGUCUCGCCAUGGUGGUACAGGACCCACUGCUCUGCGACCUGCCGAUCCAGGUUACUUUGGAAGAGGUCAAUUCCCAAAUAGCCCUGGAAUAUGGCCAAGCAAUGACAGUCCGAGUGUGCAAGAUGGAUGGAGAAGUCAUGCCUGUGGUUGUAGUGCAGAAUGCCACGGUCCUGGAUCUGAAGAAGGCCAUCCAGAGAUACGUGCAGCUCAGGCAGGAGCGUGAAGGGGGCAUUCAGCACAUCAGCUGGUCCUAUGUGUGGAGGACAUACCAUCUAAUCUCUGCAGGAGAGAAGCUCACGGAGGACAGGAAGAAGCUCCGAGAUUAUGGUAUCCGGAAUCGGGAUGAGGUGUCCUUCAUCAAAAAACUGAGGCAAAAAUGAAUCUCCAAAUAAGGACAACUCUGCUGGUGGCCAAGCUCUUCCCCAGCGAGCGGAAGCUUCGGGUCACUGUCCCUAUUCACAGAAGAGUGUUGAGGUGGACUCGCCCGGCUGUGCACAACUGGAACUGUCUGUGAACCCUGGGCCCUCCCGAGUAGGACUGGGUGAGCCAGUGCUCAAGGCCUGGGCUGUGGGCCUGGCCCUGUGUACAGAAUAAAUCUCUUUGCUUCUUAGUUUGAAACGUCAAAAAGCCACAGUACCAGGACAUGGGGGCCUAGCGCAGCCCCAUCACGGGAGGCAAGGGGCAGAGAAUGGUGCAGGUGAGCCCUAAAGUCUAAGAUGCCACCCGACCCUGUCACUAUGAUCCCUGCAGCAAGGAGAAAAUAAAAGCAGAGUGGCUGGUCUUCUGCUUCUGCCUGUGGAGAAACAAAGGACCUGUGUGCGAGAGCACGACCACGAGGCCUCCGGCCUCAGCCCACAGGGUUCAUCUGCUCGGUGCCCUCCCCCUGGCUCCUGGAGCGGGAGGUAGCCUAGGGCUGAAGUUGGAGCUGAUGGCUGGGUGAUGGGGGCACCUCUAAGUGUGUGUGAGAAAAGGUGACAGUUCAUCCAUUGGCCUGUGCCCACUGUUCCUACCAGUUCCUCUAAGGAAGGGGAGCGAGGUGGGUCCCCCUGGCUUGGGGACUUCACUGGGGAGAGAUGUUUCGGACACCUGUCAGAAAGGAGGAGGCAGCUCUGGUCAAGUUAGUGGCAGCUAAAACGCUCCCAGUCCAUUUAUUGGCCACAUGAGGUGGUCGUCAAGAGACUAGUUAGAAGGUAAUCACAGGAACUAGUGUAAUAAAUGCCCAGAAGUACAAGAGGUUCAACAGCAGUGAACAAGGCACAAGAGGUCUGCUUGCUGACAGUCCUGGGGCCUCUGAGGCUCGGGGUGACAGUCUGCCUGGCUCCAGCCUGCUGGAGACCGGUGGCCCCAGCGCCCCGGCCACUCAGUGGAGCUGGGCGUCCAGCUCGUACUUCUCACAGAACUUGUCAGUGAAGGGGAUGCAGGUGAGGAACUCGCACCACUCGCAGCGCACGGGGUAGAAGUAGAAGAGGACCACCAGGCCAGCCAGGAGGCCCAGGAAGACCACCUGGAAGACGAUGAUCUGGCAGCGUUUACGGUACAAGUCGAACCUGCCGAAGCUGAUGUAGGGCAGGAAGGCAAAGGACAGGAAGAGGCCGCUGACGAAGCCGGAGAUGUGGGCAAAGUUGUCGAUCCAGGGCAGCAGGCCGAAGGUGAAGAGGAAGAGGACCACCGCCAGCAGCUUGAAGAAGGCGCGCCAGGGCCGAGCCAGGAUCUGCCAGCUCUGGAAGAGCUCCACGAAGAGGCAUGCCAGGAUGCCGAACUGCGAGCCGGCUGGGCCCACCUGCGGGCAGCGGGCAUCUGAGCAGGACCCCGGGACCCACAGCCAUCCCACGUCACAGUCCAGAGCAUAGCAGGAUUGGGGAGCCAAAUGGGAUGCUCCCAGGCUGGGCUGGGGACAGCCUUACCUCUGCCCGGUAUGGCAGGAAAAUGGCACUGGCUAGGUUACCGGUGACACCACUCAACAAGUAGAUGAUGGCUAUGCGGUGCCAGCCUGCUAGCUUCUCCAGGUCUCGAAGGACAGUCAUCUGGAAGCAGACCGACACCAGGCAGUGCAGGAUGCUGUGGGGGCGGGGGGGCAGGGCACUCAGCAGGGAAGACCGCCCAUCAGCCCCUGGCCAGCCUCCUGGGGUCCCUGAGACCACCCAAGCCUGCUCAGCCCAUAUGGUGUCACUUGCCCAGCGUGCAAGAAGAGGGACAGCCACAGGCGGUAGAACUGGUCAGGCACCUCGGGGUUGAGGAAGGGCAGGAGCCCGCACACGU